Brassica rapa (field mustard) is the source of this 1758-nucleotide messenger RNA. RefSeq names its product CBL-interacting serine/threonine-protein kinase 17. The record is from RefSeq and is a predicted model, not a curated record. Lineage: Eukaryota; Viridiplantae; Streptophyta; Magnoliopsida; Brassicales; Brassicaceae. Gene Ontology annotation, molecular function: protein serine/threonine kinase activity; ATP binding. Gene Ontology annotation, biological process: protein phosphorylation; signal transduction.
AGGAAAUUAUUAUAGAAGUUUCCUUUUUAGUUUACCAAGAGAGAAAAAGAGAAUACAUAAUCCAAUAGAAGAAUUGCAUAGAAGAAGGGUGAAGGAGGAAGCAAAAAGGAAGUGGCGUGUUUUUUUUCAUUUCUUCUCCUCAAAGUCUCAUACAUAUCCACAGAUUCAUAGCUCAAUCUCAUCCUCGUUUGCUCAAUCUAUCGAGAAAAAUUGUACAGCGACCGAUUGGUUUAGAUUCUUGGAUGGUGACGAAGGAAAUGCGUGUUGGAAAAUACGAGCUUGGGAAGACGCUUGGUGAAGGAAACUCUGCGAAUGUCAAACUCGCCAGAGAUACUGUUUCAGGACAAUCUUUCGCUGUCAAAAUCAUCGACAAGUCUCGUAUCUCUCGUCUUAACGUCUCCUUGCAGAUUAAGAGAGAGAUCCGCACACUCAAAGUGUUGAAGCAUCCCAACGUUGUCAGAUUACAUGAGGUCUUAGCUAGCAAAACCAACAUUUACAUGGUCCUUGAAUAUGUCACUGGAGGAGACUUAUUUGACAGAAUUGUCUGCGAAGGAAAGAUUUCGGAGAGAGAAGGAAGAAAAAUGUUUCAGCAGUUAAUUGAUGGACUCAACUAUUGUCAUUACAAAGGCGUUUUCCACAGGGAUCUCAAGCUAGAGAAUGUUCUUCUUGAUGCAAAGGGUCACAUUAAGAUCACUGACUUUGGCCGACUUCCACAUGUCGCUCCUGAGGUUUUAGUCAACAAGGGCUAUGAUGGUGCUGCAUCGGAUAUAUGGUCAUGUGGAGUAAUCUUGUAUGCUAUUCUUACGGGAUGUCUCCCUUUUGAUGAUACAAACCUGGCGGCUAUUUGCCGGAAGAUAGUCAAAGGGGACCCCCCAAUACCUAGAUGGAUAUCACCGGGUGCUAAAACCAUGAUCAAGAGAAUGCUUGAUCCAAAUCCAAUGACGAGGAUAACAAUCGCAGGUAUUAAGGCCAAUGACUGGUUCAAGCAUGACUACAGUACUCCGUCCAAUUGCCAUGAUGAAGACGAUGCAAUCUCAAUCCAAGAUGUAUAUGAAGAAGAGAAGACCUCUGAUUCACCAACCGUCAUCAAUGCCUUUCAGUUGAUCGGAAUGUCACUGUUUCUUGACCUCUCCGGUUUGUUUGAGACAGAGAACGUGUCAGAGAGGCAGAUAAGAUUCACGACAAAUAAGCCAGUCGUAGAUGUGUUGGACAAAAUCAAAACAGUCCUUAUGGAGAUGGGUUUCUGUGUACAAAAGAAACACACAAUGUUAAAAGCAAUCCAAGAAGAGAGUACUCGGAAAGGGCAAGGCGGGUUAUCAGUAACGGCUGAGGUUUUCGAGAUAAUCCCGUUGCUGAAUGUGGUUGAACUGAGAAAAUCACAUGGCGAUUCAUCUCUAUAUAAUCAGUUGUGCGAGAGAUUAUCAAACGAAUUGGACACAUGAUGUGUCAUACAAUAUUAUUGCAAGUACAACAGCUUUUAAGGUAGCCAGUAGCAGAAACAAAUGUCGACUAUUCAAUAUCCGGGAUGAUAGAGGAUAUAUGAAAAAAAGUUUUUUCUAUUAACUUUUCUUUGUAUAAAAUCGGUACAUAACAUUCAAAAAAACAAGGCCACAAUUAGGUUCUAUUGUAAACAAUAUAUUUUGUUUCUCUAUCCGUACACCAGCAGCAAUUUAAACAGAUAUCUAAGCAUAGGAUCUUUUCUCUAUCUGUUCAUAAGAAGCAAUUAAACAGAUAAUUAAGCAUAUGAUUUUUUAAGCA